Molecule: messenger RNA, 714 nt
Organism: Symbiodinium natans
Lineage: Eukaryota; Dinophyceae; Suessiales; Symbiodiniaceae
Source: the annotation of a GenBank genome assembly
AUGCGAAGGCUAAUGUGGCGGCUCAUCCUAGCUGCCCUACAGGCUGAAGGACCGAUUGCAGUCAAAUUCGCGCAGUGGGCAUCGACGAGACCGGACAUUCUGCCUCAAAAUGUCUGUGACAAUUUGUCUCCGUUACAGGCAAACGUCAGGCCCCACAGCUUCACUCACACCAAAAGGAUUCUGAUGCAGACCUUCGGACCAGCUUGGGAAACCUCGUUGCAGCUGGAUGCCGAGCCGCUUGGCUCAGGCUGCAUGGCCCAGGUACACCGAGGACGUUUGUUUGGUCCACUUUGCAGUGGUCAGGCUACGAGCAAGCAGGAUGCGAUGGCGCUGCCCCGUGAUGUGGCAGUGAAGGUGCUGCAUCCUGGUGCGCAGGACAAAGUGGAUCUUGAUCUCGAGGUUAUGUGGCUCUUUGUUGGAUGUAUCGAGGCGAUAUGGCCGAGAGCACGCUACCUUGCCCUGUCAGAGGCAGUGAUGCACUUUGAGGCUUUCGUACGACCGCAGGCCCUGCUUGCCUUUGUACGCCUGGAUGUAUGUUGCUCGAGCGAGGCAUGCGUGCUUGUUGGACACUUGAGGUCACUGCAGUGGGGCUUAGCCGAUCAAUUUCAGUCCAAGGGUGGAGACACUCUGUGUGAGGCCGAUAACUUGGAUAUCUUCAAUGACAACUUCCCCUACCGCCGCACCGGUAGAGGGCACCGCGUCGUCUUCCCCGAG